This is a messenger RNA of Vigna umbellata (rice bean), 827 nucleotides long. Its product is annotated as glutathione S-transferase U17-like. Lineage: Eukaryota; Viridiplantae; Streptophyta; Magnoliopsida; Fabales; Fabaceae. Gene Ontology annotation, cellular component: cytoplasm. Gene Ontology annotation, molecular function: glutathione transferase activity. The record is from RefSeq and is a predicted model, not a curated record. Gene Ontology annotation, biological process: glutathione metabolic process.
AUAUGGAGAUACACUGUUAUCUUGUUGAAUAUCGAUGGCGAAAAGUGAGUUAAAGGUGAUUGGAAAAUGGUCGAGUCCUUAUGCUAUGCGAGUGAAGAUUGCCCUGAACAUCAAAGCCCUUGAACAUGAGCACUUUGAAGAAACGUUGAACCCCAAAAGCGACCUUCUUCUUCAAUCCAACCCUGUCUAUGGCAAAGUCCCAGUUCUCCUCCACCAUGGCAGACCCAUCUCUGAAUCUUUGAUCAUAGUUCAAUACAUAGAUGAAACAUGGUCCACUGAUCCUCCUAUCCUCUCCUCCGAUCCUCACGAUAGAGCUCUUGCUCGCUUCUGGGCUGCUUACGUAGAUGAUAAAUGGUUUCCAUCCAUGAAAAGCAUUAUGACGGUUGAAGGAGAGGAGGAAAGGAAGCCAUAUUUUGAGGUGUUGGAAGAAGUACUUGAAAGGAUGGAGGGUGCUUUCUGGAAAUGCAGCAAAGGAAAGCCAUUUUUUGCAGGAGACAGGAUUGGAUUCCUUGACAUUGCUUUUGGGUGCUUCCUGGGAUGGCUCAGUGUGAUAGAACAUAGGUAUGAAAGGAAACUGCUGGUUGAAGCAAAGGCUCCUGCUUUGGUGAAAUGGGCUGAGAGAUUUGCUGCUGACCCUGCUGUCAAGGGGCUUAUACCUGAGACUGAUAAGCUUGUUGAGAUUUCCAAGUCUCUUCAGAUCAAAUGGAGAGCUGCAAUUGGCAAGAACUAGGAUUGGGUAGUGGGAGAUGUUUGUGCUGAUGAUGCAUUUCGCUUGUAUGAUGAAUUGUGUGGAAAAAUAAAACUCAUUUACUUUGGGUUCUGUUGCA